Acanthopagrus latus (yellowfin seabream) is the source of this 1878-nucleotide messenger RNA. RefSeq names its product PRELI domain-containing protein 1, mitochondrial-like. NCBI's taxonomy places the organism in Eukaryota, Metazoa, Chordata, Actinopteri, Spariformes, Sparidae. The coding region runs from base 523 to 849 and encodes 108 amino acids. The transcript is spliced from 4 exons. The record is from RefSeq and is a predicted model, not a curated record.
AGCGCAACAUCCGCUCCAAACAUUCCCGCGUAAUUUUCUACCGGUAGCCAGACUUCCGUGCGGCGGUGAUGCGGAGCUAGAUCCUCGGAGACACUGGAGGCUGAGAGCGCCGCCGGCUCCAGCAGCAUGUCUAAAGCCGAGAUACUGAGAGGGGUCGUGGCGGAGAAACUCACCACCGCCGCGCUGGAGAUCUUAGCGGUCGUGGAGAGAACCGUGGCCGGGUACGAGGAGGAGGCGUCGGGGCUGAGGCAGGAGAUCGACCGGCAGAGCCGGCAGCUGGAGCUGCUGCUGCAGCCGCGGGUCAAACUGGAGAGAAUAUGACGGUGUCGGUCCAGUGGCUCGAUUAAACGGUGUUCUGACAUAACGAACCUGCUUUACAGAACAGUCAUUUUAAGGUUCAGCUGCUGCGGGAACCACCUGCAGAUAUGCACUGACAGAAUCUGACAGCUGGAUCAUCACUCAUCAGUUCGGCUUCCAGUCUGACUAACUGCUCAUUUUAAAACGUUAGAUACAGAGCAAAGUAUGAUGAGUUUCCUGUCUGUGAGCCGACAGCUGGAGGAGAAACUGAAGAGGAAGAGCAGCACAAACCUGAGCCCAGAGUUCGGUCUCGCCCGGUUCAAAAGUAACCACGUCAAAGCCAUGAAGGGUCUGGAGUAUGCACUGUCCAGGACACAGACUGACUCCCCUGCUCAUCUCCAUGGCGAUCAGGGAGGUACAUUGGAGAAGCACAAGCCCCUCCCACCACAGACCACGCCCACCCAGAAGCCCAGUUUGUCUGAUCUUCGGUCGACCGAGGAGAACAUGAAGCAGAAAAUAAUAAAUAUCAUUGACUCAGUCAUCCUCCUGUGAACUACAAUCAGUCCCAGAUUCUUUGGGAGUGAUUCUGUAAAAUAAUCCUUUUAUUAAUUUCUGUUGUUAUUUUUCUCUACAUGAAGUUUCAAACAUCAAGUUUUUUUUUUAUUUUUGUUAAAAAGGAUAAAAGAUGUCUGAGUUUUUCUAACAAUCUAUUUUAGGACACUGUUAUGAAGUUAUUUUCUGUUUUUGUAGUCCUCAUUUUUAUAUUUUUAUAUAAAGUUUUUUUUUUCAUUUUGACUUAUUUUAAGGUAUAAUAAUGAAAUAUUUGUUGUUUCAUCUCUUGAAAGGACACUUUUCUAUAAUCUUCGUCCUCUCGUGUCAUCUGUAGCUGUUGCAUGCUCAAAGGUUCAAUGUGGAAGAAUUUUAGUAGAAAACAUGAAAAAAAGUAACUCAAAUAAUCAACAGAAUGUGAAGAAAAGGACAUACUGAAGUUAGCAUGCUAACCUGCUAGCCCGCUCCUGUGCUAGAAAUGUAAACAAGAACUCUACCCAUGCACCCAGUGUAGCCUGCUAGCUGUACAGCUAACUGACUUAACUAGCUGAUAGCUGCUACAGUUAGCAGCAGUUACCGAGUGAUGUGUUUGUUCUCUGAUGGUUUGAAAUCGACAGGUGGGGAAUUCUUACAUGUUGAACGUGAAUUAAUGUGGGUUAGUGGGGAAGGGGGAUGUUGUUUGGGUUAUUUUCUGUAUUUGCGUCAUGAAAUAGUUUCAUGUCUGUUCAUGAACGUUUCAGAUCAGAUCACAGCCGUCAGUUUAGAUCCACAGAUGUUUAGUUAGACGCAUGUUUCAAACUGUCACAGAUCAGAUGCAUCAUCGCCCUCUGCUGGUCAGCUCCUCAUGAUAAACUUCAUUAGUUAGAGUAUUAUUGUCCUGGUUGAUUUGCGGUCAAUAAACCUCACAGAUCAGCUGUUUUUCUGUAUAUAUAAUACAUUCAUUUAACUUCCAUCUGAUUCCACUCUCGAAGUAAUGCUGCGUUCAAGUGCUGCUCGGAUGAUCCCACUUCCUGGGAAGUUGUUCUGCCCACU